This is a messenger RNA of Orcinus orca (killer whale), 10027 nucleotides long. RefSeq names its product mucin 2, oligomeric mucus/gel-forming (gene MUC2). The transcript is spliced from 57 exons. NCBI's taxonomy places the organism in Eukaryota, Metazoa, Chordata, Mammalia, Artiodactyla, Delphinidae. Gene Ontology annotation, cellular component: extracellular matrix. Bases 1 to 9858 code for a protein of 3285 amino acids. The record is from RefSeq and is a predicted model, not a curated record. Gene Ontology annotation, molecular function: protein binding.
AUGGGGCUGCCACUAGCCCUCCUGGUGGCCCUCUGCCUGACUCUGACCUGGGCCGGGGGCUCAGAACUCCGGAGAGCAGGCAGGACCCGGAACCACGGCCAGAGCGUCUGCAGCACGUGGGGCAACUCCCACUACAAGACCUUCGACGGAGACGUCUUCCGCUUCCCCGGGCUGUGCGACUACAACUUCGCCUCUGACUGCCGGGACACCUACCAGGAGUUCGCUGUGCACCUGAAACGGGCCCCCGGCCGCAGUGGGGGCCACCCCCAGGUCGAGUACAUCCUGCUGACCGUCAAGGGUGAUGCCAUCUACCUCACCAGCCAGCUCGCUGUGGUGAACGGCGCCGUGGUCAGCAGCCCGCACUACAGCCCGGGGCUGCUCAUCGAGAAGAAUGACGCCUACACCAAGGUCUAUUCCCGUGCUGGCCUCAUGCUCAUGUGGAACCGGGAGGACUCGGUCAUGCUGGAGCUGGACAGUAAGUUCCGGAACCACACGUGCGGCCUCUGCGGUGACUACAACGGCCUGCAGACCUACUCUGAGUUCCUCUCCGAUGGCGUGCUCUUCAGUCCUGUCGAAUUUGGGAACAUGCAGAAGGUGAACAAGCCUGAGGAGGUGUGCGAGGGCCCCCAGGAGGUGCCGACCCCCGCGUCCUGCUCUGAGCAUCGCGCCGAGUGCGAGAGGCUGCUGACAGACACGGUCUUCGAGGACUGCCGGGACCUGGUGCCGCUGGAGCUGUACGUGCAGGCCUGCGUGCAGGACCGCUGCCAGUGCCCGCAUGGCGCCUCCUGCGUCUGCAGCACCAUCGCCGAGUUCUCCCGCCAGUGCUCGCACGCCGGUGGCAGGCCGCGGAACUGGAGGACCGCCUCGCUCUGCCCUAAGAGCUGCCCCAGGACCAUGGUUUACCUGGAGAGCGGCUCGCCCUGCAUGGACACCUGCUCACACCUGGAGGUCAGCAGCCUGUGUGAGGAACAUCGCAUGGACGGCUGUUUCUGCCCGGAAGGCACUGUGUACGAUGACAUCAAGGGUGACGGCUGCAUCCCUGUGAACCAGUGUCACUGCAAGCUGCAUGGACACCUGUACGCGCCUGGCCAACAGAUCACCAACAACUGCGAGCAGUGUGUUUGCAACGCCGGCCGCUGGGUGUGCCAGGACCUGCAGUGUCCCGGGACAUGUGCCCUGGAGGGCGGUGCCCAUAUCACCACCUUCGACGAGAGGAAGUACACGUUCCACGGGGACUGCUACUACGUGCUGACCAAGGACACCCAUGACUCCUACGCCGUCCUGGGCGAGCUGACCCCCUGUGGCUCCACCGACAAGCAGACCUGCCUGAAGACGGUGGUGCUGCUGGCUGACAACAAGAAGAACGUGGUGGCCUUCAAGUUGGACGGCAGCGUCCUGCUGAAUGAACUUAAGGUGAACCUGCCCCACGUGACGGCGAGCUUCUCCAUCCUUCAACCGUCCUCCUACCACAUCGUCGUGACCACCGCCUUCGGCCUCAGGCUGCAGGUCCAGCUGGUGCCGGUCAUGCAGCUCUUCCUGACGCUGGACCAUGCCGCCCAGGGGCUGGUGCAGGGCCUCUGCGGGAACUUCAACGGCCUUGAAGGUGACGACUUCAGGACGCCCGGUGGGCUGGUGGAGGCCACGGGCGCCGGCUUCGCCAACUCCUGGAAGGCCCAGUCGAGCUGCCGCAACAAGCUGGACUGGCUGGAUGACCCCUGCUCCCUCAGCAUCGAGAGCGCCAACUACGCUGAGCAUUGGUGCUCCCUGCUGAAGAAGACAGAGAGCCCGUUCAGCAAGUGUCACUCUGCCGUGGACCCAGCCGAGUACUACAAGAGGUGCAAAUACGACACGUGCAACUGUCAGAGCACGGAGGACUGCAUGUGCGCGGCCCUGUCCUCCUACGCCCGCGCCUGCACCAUCAAGGGCGUCACGCUGUGGGGCUGGCGGGAGCGCGUCUGCAACAAGGACGUGGGCUCCUGCCCCAGGUCGCAGGUCUUCCUGUACAACCUGACCACCUGCCAGCCGACCUGCCGCUCGCUGUCUGAGCCUGACACCCACUGUGUCAAGGGCUUCGCACCUGUGGACGGCUGCGGCUGCCCCGACCACACCUUCCUGGACGAGAAGGGCCGCUGCGUGGUCCUGGCCAAGUGUUCCUGCUACCACGAUGGCCUCUACCUGGAGGCAGGGAAGACCAUCCUGAGGCAGGAGAAGCGAUGCGUUUGCCAGAACGGGAGGCUGCACUGCCUGCAGGUCAAGCAGCCCUACCAGCGCUGCCCGGCCCCGAAGAUCCAUGUCGACUGCAACAACCGGACGGCGCUGGCCACCCGGAACCCCAGGCCCGUCAGCUGCCAGACGCUGGCUGCCGGCUAUUACCAGAUGGAGUGCAUCAGUGGCUGCGUGUGCCCUGAAGGGCUGAUCGACGAUGGCCGGGGUGGCUGCGUGGUGGAGGAGGCGUGCCCGUGUGUGCACAACAAGGACCUGUACUCCCCCGGGGACAAGAUCAGGGUGGACUGCAACGCCUGCACCUGCCAGAAAGGGCGCUGGGCAUGCACCCAGUCCGUGUGCCACGGCACCUGUGCCAUCUAUGGGAACAGCCACUACAUCACCUUCGAUGGGAAGUACUAUGACUUUGAUGGACGCUGCUCCUACGUGGCCGUUCAGGACUACUGUGGCCAGAACUCCUCACUGGGCUCCUUCAGUGUCAUCACCGAGAAUGUCCCCUGUGGCACCACGGGCGUCACCUGCUCCAAGGCCAUCAAGAUCUUCCUGGGGAGGACGGAGCUAAAGCUGGAGGACAAACACUGCAUGGUGAUACAGCGUGACGUGGGCCACCAUGUGGCCUACACCACGCGGGAAGUGGGCCAGUACCUGGUGGUGGAGGCUAGCGUCGGCAUCCUCGUCAUCUGGGACAAGAGGACCAGCGUCUUCAUCAAGCUCGCCCCCUCCUACAAGGGCACUGUGUGUGGCCUGUGUGGGAACUUUGACCAGCGAUCCAGCAACGACUUCACCACGCGGGACCACAUGGUGGUGGAGAGUGAGCUGGACUUCGGGAACAGCUGGAAGGAGGCCCCGACCUGUCCGGACGUGAGCGCCACCCCCGAGCCGUGCGUCCUGAGGCCGCACCGCCGCUCCUGGGCCGAGAAGCAGUGCAGCAUCAUCAAGGGCCCGGUCUUCGGGGUCUGCCACAGCAAGGUGGACCCCAAGCCCUUCUACGAAGCCUGUGUCCACGACUCGUGCUCCUGCGACACGGGCGGGGACUGUGAGUGUUUCUGCUCUGCUGUGGCCGCCUACGCCCAGGAGUGCACCAAGGAGGGGGCCUGCGUGUUCUGGAGGACGCCCGAGCUGUGCCCCAUAUUCUGUGACUACUACAACCCCCCGAACGAGUGUCAGUGGCACUACGAACCCUGCGGGACCCACAGCUUUGAGACGUGCAGGACGAUCAGCGGCGUUCACUCCAACAUCUCCGUGUCCCACCUGGAGGGCUGCUACCCCCGGUGCCCUAAGGACAGUCCCAUCUACGACGAGGACCUGAAGACGUGUGUCACACGGGACCAAUGCGGCUGCUAUGCCAACGGCACGCACUACGCACCCGGAGAGCCUGUGCCCACGGAGCAGAUCUGCCACUCUUGUAUGUGUAACAACUCCUCGCAAGUUGUCUGCCAGCCAGAAGUAGGGAAGAAUGUCACCUCUAAGGAGGACAGCCCCUUCUGCUACUGGGUGACCUGUGGCCCCAACGGGACGGUGGAGGAGCACUUCGGCAUAUGCGAGCCCACCCCACCACCCUCGUCCCCCUCAACACCUGCCACCACCACCUCUGUCUCCCUCAUCACCCCCUCCACCACCACGAGCACCACUCUGACCGCCAGUACAGUGCCAUCUCCCUCUUCAACAACUCAGAGUAAGUCACCGCUGCGUCUUGCUCGCCUAGGGCUAUGCUGCUCCUGGUCCGACUGGAUCAACGAUGACCAUCCCAGAAUCGGCAGUGAUGGUGGAGACCGAGAGACAUUCAACCAUGUCUGCAGGGCCCCCAAGGAUAUCGAGUGCAGGGUGGCCAUACAGCCGCACCUCAGAUGGGAGGAGCUGGGCCAGGAGGCUCAGUGCAAUGUCUCCUUCGGGUUCAUCUGCAAGAACGAAGACCAGUUUGGAAAAGGACCUUUUGAAGUCUGCUAUGACUACGAGAUACGCGUCUAUUGUUGCCUGGUGACGGAUGAGUGUCCUGGGACUCCAACUCCAACACCCACCACAACCACAACAGAGAUUCCAACUCCACCCACUACAGAGACCGCAACCACAACACCCACCACCACUUCAACUGGGACUCCAACUGCGACCCCCAUCACAACCACAACAGAGAUUCCAACUCCGACCACUACAGAGACCCACAACCACAACAGAGACUCCAAGCACUACAGAGACCCUGACCACAACACCCACCACCACUUCAACUGGGACUGCAACUGCAACUCCCAUCACAACCACAAUAGGGACUCCAACUCCAACCACUAUGACUCCAACUCCAACCACUACGGAGACCGCAACCACAACACCCACCACCACAACAACAGGGACUCCAAUUCCGACCCCCACCACAACUACAAGAGAGACUCCAACUCUGACCACUACAGAGACCCCAACCACAACACUGACCACCACUUCAGCUGGGACUCCAACUCCAACACCCACCACAACCACAACAGAGAUUCCAACUCCACCCACUACAGAGACCGCAACCACAACACCCACCACCACUUCAACUGGGACUCCAACUGCGACCCCCAUCACAACCACAACAGAGAUUCCAACUCCGACCACUACAGAGACCUCAACCACAACACCCACCACCACUUCAACUGGGACUCCAACUGCGACCCCCAUCACAACCACAACAGAGAUUCCAACUCCGACCACUACAGAGACCCCAGCCACAACAUCCAUCACCACUUCAACUGGGAGUCCAACUGCGACCCCCACCACAACCUUAACAGAGACUCCAACUCCGACCACUACAGAGAUCCCACCCACAACACCCACCACCACUUCAACUGGGACUCCAACUCCGACCCCCAGCACAACCACAACAGAGACUCCAACACCUACCACCACUUCAACUGGGACUCCAACUCCGACCCCCACCACAACCACAACAGAGAUUCCAACUCUGACCACUACAGAGACCCCAACCACAACACCGACCAUCACUUCAACUGGGACUCCAACUCCGACUCCCACCACAACCACAACAGAGAUUCCAACCCCGACCACUACAGGGACCCUGACCACAGCACCCACCACUACUUCAACUGGGACUCCAACCACGACCCACAGCACAACCACAACAGAGAUUCCAACUCCGACCACUACGGAGACCGCAACCACAACACCCACCACCACUUCAACUGGGACUCCAACUCCGACCCCCACGACAACCACAACAGAGAUUCCAACCCCGACCACUACAGGGACCCUGACCACAGCACCCACCACUACUUCAACUGGGACUCCAAGCACGACCCACAGCACAACCCCAACAGAGAUUCCAACUCCGAUCACUACAGAGACCGCAACCACAACACCCACCACCACUUCAACUGGGACUCCAACUCCGACACCCAGCACAACUUCAACAGAAAUUCCAACUCCACCCACUACAGAGACCGCAACCACAACACCCACCACCACUUCAACUGGGACUCCAACUGCGACCCCCAUCACAACCACAACAGAGAUUCCAACUCCGACCACUACAGAGACCCCAGCCACAACAUCCAUCACCACUUCAACUGGGACUCCAACUGCGACCCCCACCACAACCUUAACAGAGACUCCAACUCCGACCACUACAGAGAUCCCACACACAACACCCACCACCACUUCAACUGGGACUCCAACUCCGACCCUCAGCACAACCACAACAGAGACUCCAAGCACUACAGAGACCCUAACCACAACACCCACCACCACUUCAAUUGGGACUGCAACUCCAACUCCCACCACAACCACAAUAGGGACUCCAACUCCAACCACUAUGACUCCAACUCCAACCACUACGGAGACCGCAACCACAACACCCACCACCACAACAACAGGGACUCCAACUCCGACCCCCACCACAACUACAAGAGAGACUCCAACUCUGACCACUACAGAGACCCCAACCACAACACUGACCACCACUUCAACUGGGACUCCAACUCCGACUCCCACCACAACCACAACAGAGAUUCCAACCCCGACCACUACAGGGACCCUGACCACAGCACCCACCACUACUUCAACUGGGACUCCAACCACGACGCACAGCACAACCACAACAGAGAUUCCAACUCCGACCACUACGGAGACCGCAACCACAACACCCACCACCACUUCAACUGGGACUCCAACUCCGACCCCCACGACAACCACAACAGAGAUUCCAACCCCAACCAGUAUGGAGACCCCAACCACAACACCCACCACCACUUCAACUGGGACUCCAACUCCGACACCCAGCACAACAUCAACAGAGAUUCCAACUCCACCCACUACAGAGACCGCAAUCACAACACCCACCACCACUUCAACUGGGACUCCAACUCCGACACCCAGCACAACAUCAACAGAGAUUCCAACUCCGAUCACUACAGAGACCCCAACCACAACACCCACCACCACUUCAACUGGGACUCCAACUGUGACCCCCAUCACAACCACAACAGAGAUUCCAACUCCGACCACUACAGAGACCCCAGCCACAACAUCCAUCACCACUUCAACUGGGACUCCAACUGCGACCCCCACCACAACCUUAACAGAGACUCCAACUCCGACCACUACAGAGAUCCCACCCACAACACCCACCACCACUUCGACGGGGACUCCAACUCCGACCCUCAGCACAACCACAACAGAGACUCCAAGCACUACAGAGACCCUAACCACAACACCCACCACCACUUCAACUGGGACUGCAACUCCAACUCCCACCACAACCACAAUAGGGACUCCAACUCCAACCACUACUGCACUUCUCCCUGGGGCUUUGCAGGGCAGCUGACUGUGGGCCCUGACACUCUGCUCAACCCUGAGACUGAGGGCUGGGGAAAUGGAUGUGAGGCCUCCCACGCCAGGCUCGCCAACCUCGGCUUCCACCUCCUCGAAGACCGCUCCCACCCAUGGAACCACGACUGGGCCCCCUUCAUCCACCACAGGCCCCCCUUCCACACCCACACCCACUCCCGCGACUGUGUCAACGACUUCCACGGGAGCUUCCACACCAAUAGGACACUCGUCGACCAUGCCACCCACGCCACAGACCACCAGCACCUUGACCUCCAGUGUGACCACCCCUACGUCACCGCCGGCACUCAGAGGGAAUGCUGCUAUUUAAAUAACACGUACUAUGCCCCAGGUGAGCUGGUGUACAACAGCACACAUGGGGACACCUGCUAUUACGUGAACUGCUCGCUGGACUGCACCCUUGAGAUCUUCAAGUGGUCCUGCCCAUCCACACCCACCACCCAGCCAUCCAUGACAUCCAGUGUGCCGCCCACCACCAAGCCCCCUGCGUGCCUGGACUUCGAUCCUCCCAGACAGGAGAACGAGACCUGGUGGCUGUGUAACUGCACCAUGGCCACCUGCAAGUACAACAACACCGUGGAGCUCGUGGAGGUGAAGUGCGACCCCCCACCCAUGCCCACCUGCUCCAACGGCCUCAUGCCUGUGCGCGUCGAGGACCCCGACAAGUGCUGCUGGCACUGGGAGUGUGACUGCUACUGCACGGGCUGGGGGGACCCGCACUACGUCACCUUCGAUGGGCUCUACUACAGCUACAAGGGCAACUGCACGUACGUGCUGGUGGAGGAGGUCACUCCCACCAUGGACAACUUCGGGGUCUACAUCGACAACCAGCACUGCGACAUCGACAGCCAAGUGUCCUGCCCCCGCACGCUCAUCGUGCGCCAUGAGACCCAGGAGGUGCUGAUCAAGACCGUGCACACGAUGCCCAUGAGGGUGCAGGUGCAGGUCAACAGGCAGGCCGUGGCGAUGCCCUAUAGAAAGUACGGGCUGCAGGUGUACCAGUCAGGCAUCAACUAUGUGGUGGACAUCCCUGAGCUGGGUGCCCUCAUCUCCUAUGACAGCCUUUCCUUCUCCAUCCGGCUGCCCUACCACCGGUUCGGCAACAACACGAAGGGCCAGUGUGGCACGUGCACCAACAGCACCUCGGAUGACUGCAUGCUGCCCGGUGGGGAGGCCGUUGCCAGCUGCGAGGUCGCGGCUGGCCACUGGGUGGUGAACGACCCCUCGGAGCCGCAGUGUCCCCACAGGGGCUUCACCACCGAGCGCCCGGCCGCCUGGCCGUCGGUGGGCAGCAGCACAACCACCGGGACACGCUCUCCGUCUCCGCUCUGCGAGCUCAUCAAGGACAGCUUGUUCGCCCGGUGCCACGCUGUGGCAUCCCCCAGGCACUACUACGAAGGCUGCACAUCCGACAGCUUCGCUGCGCCCGGCUCAGGCCUGGAGUGUGCCAGCCUGCAGACCUACGCCGCCCUCUGUGCCCAGAAGGGCAUCUGCGUCGACUGGCGGAGCCGCACCGGCGGGGCCUGCCCGGUGACGUGCCCGGCGCACCGCGAGUACCGGGCCUGUGGUCCCGUGGAGGAGCCCACCUGCAGGUCCAGCCCCACCCAGGCAAACAGCCCACGCCUGGCGGAAGGCUGCUUCUGUCCCAAGGGCACCACCAGCUACGCGCCCGGCUUCGACGUCUGCGUGGACCUGUGCGGCUGCGUGGGGCCCGACAACGUGCCCAGAGAGUUUGGGGAGCACUUUGAGUUCGACUGCAAGGACUGCAUCUGCCUGGAGGGGGGCAGCGGCAUCAUCUGCAGGCCCAAGACAUGCCACCCCAGGCCCCGCGUGGAGUGCAAGGAGAAAGGCACCUACACUGUCACAGAGGUCGACCCCGCAAACGUCUGCUGCAACAUCACCUCUUGCAAAUGCAACACCAGCCUGUGCAGGGAUAACCCCCCGCCGUGCCCGCUGGGCUUCGAGGUGAAGAGCAAAAUGGUUCCUGGGAGGUGCUGCCCCUUCUACUCGUGUGUACCCAAGGGCGUGUGUGUUCUCCGGAACGCUGAGUACCAGCCCGGUUCUCCAGUCUUCUCCUCCAAGUGCCAGAACUGCACGUGCACCGACCGCAGGGACAACGCCACGCAGCUCAACGUUGUCUCCUGCACCCACGUGCCUUGCAACACCUCCUGCAACCGCGGCUUUGAGCUGGUGGACGUCCCCGGCGAGUGUUGCAAGAAGUGUCAGCAGACCCAGUGCAUCGUCAUCAACCAGCCCGGCAGCCAGAGCGUGGUCCUGAAGCCUGGGGACAUGAAGAGAGACCCCCUGAACAACUGUACCUUCUUCAGCUGCAUGAAGAUACAUGACCAGUUCAUCUCAUCCGUCUCCAGCAUCACCUGCCCCGACUUUGACCCCAGCACCUGUCUCCCGGGCUCCAUCACGCUCAUGCCCAAUGGCUGCUGCAGGAAAUGCCUCCCUCGCAAUGAGACCAGGGUCCCCUGCUCCACUGUCCCGGUCGUCAGGGAAAUUUCGCACAACGGCUGCACCAAGCUGGUCACCAUGAACGACUGUUCCGGGUCCUGCGGGACCUUCGCCAUGUACUCGGCCGAGGCCCAGUCCCUGGACCACAGGUGCUCCUGUUGCAAGGAGCAGCGCACCAGCCAGCGGGAGGUGACGCUGCAGUGCCCGGACGGGCGCGGGCUCAACCACACCUACACCCACAUCGACAGCUGUCUGUGCCAGGACACCAUGUGCGAACUGCCCCCCUGGCGCAGGGCCCGGCGCUCUGGCCUCAGGGACCUGGGCCCGGGGCAGGGGUGAGCGGGGAGCGCUCGGCCACACAGGCCCCGCCUCCACCGUCCAUACACCCCCUCUAUUGACCCUCUGAGCUUCCUCGCCUCCUAAUCUGACCUUCUCUCUGCAGAUAUUUAUUCUCCAAAAGCCUUUGUUUGAUUCUCUGCUUUUCCGAAAUAAACUCAGGCAGACACUG